AUGAUUGUAAUCGAUCCAGAGGAUGUCGAGACUUUCAAGGCUGUAACGGGAGUUUCCGAAGCCAUUGCUAUUGAAAAGCUUGAGGCAUUGUUUUCCAUUUCGCUUUUAUCGAUCAGCAACCGCACUGCUUUCGAUUAUGGUGUUCGAUUCGAGCUUCGGCAAUUGUACUCGCUUUUUGGUGGUAGUCGCGUUGGGGUUUUGGUGUUUCUGAAUUCGAUUUUAUUAGUUGCUGUUACUCGAUGUUCUAAAGAAACUUGGAUCGUGGAGAACUCCGGGAACCUCAAUGAUGCUAUAAUCGCUUACCUCGCCGAAGCAGAUGGAAACUUAAUUCGUCGACCAUCUCGUUCUGCUUCUCAAUUAGAUAUCACUGAUGAUGAUGAUGAAAUGCCUAUUGAUAUUACAUACAUUGACGAUGAACUACCCGAUGAAUCCAAAUGCUCACCUUCAUCCUCAUUAGAAACUCCUCCUAUGGCUGUUGAUGUUCCUGCUGGCCGCGAGGAUAUAGAAGAAGAAAUGGUGAAAGCAGCCAUUGAAGCUUCCAAGAAAGAUUCACCAAUGUUCAUUGAAGAAUUAGAGGAAUUUUUGUUUGGUGCUGAUUCCACUCCUCGAGCUGAACCGACAAACCUGGAAGAUAUUGCACUUGCACGUGCAAUUGCACAGUCACUUCAGACUGCAGAAGAGGAAUGUCACAGAGAUCUCAAAUGGAAAUCUGAAGUUCCAGAAGAGUCGAAGAAAUCACCAUCAAAUGAAAGGCCCCAAAAGAGUAAAGAAGUUAUAGCCGAAUAUUCGAUUACACAUGUCGAUGAGCAUGAUGCUGCAGAUAGCUCUAAAGUUUCGACACCAAUCUCACCUACUAUUGUUGAUGCAACUGAAUAUGGCAAGGAGAUAGAUGAAAUAUACGUUGAAAAUUGCUUGCUAGCAUUACCAUCUCCACAGUCUGCAGAUGAGGAUGAAUACGCCGCAAGAAAGUCAUCUGCCAUGAAAGAAUCGACAAUGCAAUGCUGUAGAUUCGGCAGACGAUUUCCACCUGAGGUUGGAAGUUCGUCGCUCAAAUCUGAAACUGGCGAAGAUCAGGAUAAGACAUUCCUAGUAAGAUGUAUGAAGAGACAACUAUAUUCCGGCUCCAGCGAAACUCCCUGCAGUGUCGAAAAUGUUAAUGAUGAUGAUUCUCCUGCUUCACUACAGCUCAGCAGACUAAAGAAACUGAAGGCCAUCGAAACUUUUAAAGCUUCUGAUUUGUACCUAAACCUGCGCCAAGGAGAGGAAAGCGAGAGGCUCGGAAAAGAAGAUUUCGAUCCUCAGAAGGCGACACCUGAUGAUGAAAAUGCCGUCGCCAUUGUUGGAAGGCUGAGUGACUAUUGGCAAAGAUAAUGGAUUCUCAAGUCCAACAAGGCAAUCGAGGCGGGUCGAAGGUGUAGCUCCGGCUCCGGCUCCGGCUCGGAUUUCGGGUUAGAAAAAUAUAAUUUUUUUUUUCUUUUUUUUUUUUUUUUAGGUGAAAUAGUAGAUGAAUGUUUCUAAUAAGGUUGUAAGCAAUAUGUUACAAAAAUAGAUGGUUUGUCCCAAAUUUUGGUUUGUAA
This is a messenger RNA of Andrographis paniculata, 1577 nucleotides long. RefSeq lists its product as uncharacterized. The transcript is spliced from 12 exons. The coding region runs from base 1 to 1371 and encodes 456 amino acids. Lineage: Eukaryota; Viridiplantae; Streptophyta; Magnoliopsida; Lamiales; Acanthaceae. The record is from RefSeq and is a predicted model, not a curated record.